GAACAAAGCCAUCCUCCGCAGCCAAUCCAUCCAGAGAAAAUGGAUUUCUUCUUCUUCUUCCUCGUGAAUUGCUUACUCUGCCUCUUCUCCUUCACCUUCCUUGGAUUCCUGGCAAGGAAAGCAGCCAACAACCAAACUCCGGCGGCCAAACUCCCGCCUGGACCCGCCCGGCUGCCAAUCAUCGGCAACAUCCACAAUCUGGGCCUCAACCCUCACAAAUCACUGGCCGACCUCGCCAAGGUCCAUGGGCCCUUGAUGAGCCUCAAGCUGGGCCAAGUCACCACAAUCGUGGCUUCUUCCCCAGCUGUAGCCAAGGAGAUUCUCCAAAAGCAUGACAAACUCCUCUCCGACCGCCAUAUCACCCUCGCCAUGGAAGCCGGUGACAUCCACAAAUUCGGCCUACCGUUGCUCCCCGUGGACUCCAAGUGGAGGAAUCUCCGGAAAGUGUGCAACUCCUACGUCUUCACCCCCCGGAAGUUGGAUUCGAACCAGGACCUCCGGAGGGAGAAGAUUACAGAGCUCCUGGAAGGUGUUCGACGAAAUGUGUGUGAGAGGCCGGGGGAGGCAGUGGAAGUUGGGAGACUGGUGUUCAAGGCAAGUUUGAAUGCUCUGUCAUCGACCAUUCUGUCGAUGGAUCUUGCAGCUGAGGAGAAGUCAGAGACUGCUCGGGAAUUCAAGGAGCUUGCGUGGGGGAUGCUGGAAGAGGCCGGAAAGCCCAAUUUGGGAGACUUUUUCCCUCUUCUGGCCAAGAUGGAUCUGCAGGGCAUACAAAGGCGGAUGGGGAACCAUGUAGCCAAGGUGCUGGAUCUGUUCGGAUGGGUGAUCGACCAACGGUUGCAAAAGCUCAAGUUUGAGCACUAUGUCUCCACUAACGACAUGCUUGACACACUUCUAGGCAUUGGAGAUGACGACGAUCGCGACGCUCAAAUGGAUCCACUUCACAUCAAACACUUGUUCUUGCAUCUCUUUGCAGCUGGAACUGACACAAGUUCGAGUACAUUAGAAUGGGCAAUGACAGAACUCCUCCGUAGUCCCAGCACACUUGCUAAACUCAAGGAAGAACUAGACCAAACUAUUGGAAAAGGCAAUCAUCUUCAAGAAUCAGACAUCUCUCGUCUACCAUAUCUACAAGCAAUACUGAAAGAGACCUUCAGACUACACCCAGCAACGCCUUUUCUCCUUCCCCGCAAGGCUAAGGAAGAUGUAGAAAUUUGUGGUUUCAUCGUGCCCAAAGGUGCAAGAAUUCUUGUUAACGUAUGGGCUAUUGGUCGGGAUCCAAUGACAUGGGAUGAUCCGAACUUGUUCCUACCAGAAAGAUUCUUGGGUUCAGAGGUUGAUGCUAAGGGAAACAAUUUUGAACUUAUUCCAUUCGGUGCAGGAAGAAGGAUCUGCCCAGGAUUACCUUUGGCAUUGAGGAUGCUGCAUAUGAUAUUGGGUUCGCUGAUUCAUUGGUUUGAGUGGAAACUACCGGAUGGGAUCGAGCCGAAAGAGUUGGAUAUGAAUGAAAAAUUCGGGAUAAAUUUAAAGAAAGUAAAACCUCUGUUUGUUAUUCCAAAUCUUAGAUGA
This is a messenger RNA of Linum tenue, 1566 nucleotides long. Lineage: Eukaryota; Viridiplantae; Streptophyta; Magnoliopsida; Malpighiales; Linaceae. The record is from the annotation of a GenBank genome assembly.